Messenger RNA from Paraglomus occultum, 840 nucleotides. Lineage: Eukaryota; Fungi; Glomeromycota; Glomeromycetes; Paraglomerales; Paraglomeraceae. The record is from the annotation of a GenBank genome assembly.
AUGGAUACUGACGUUUGUCCGAACAAUCCCCCACCUAAGAAAAAUUUUGAGGAAGCCGACCAAAUAAUUCACUUAGACUAUCCCCAACUAAUGCGAGCGGUCAGUUAUGUCAAUGAAAUUAUUGAGAAGGAAAUUGCGGCUGGCAUUCCUCCUGAAAAAAUUAUUAUUGCAGGCUAUUCCCAAGGUGCUUUAUUAACUUUGGCGGUGGCUCUCACUUCUCAACAUAAAUUAGGUGGACAAGCCAUAUUGUUGGCAAUGGAACUGCAAAAAGCGUUAGGAAUUUAUGAAGAAGUUAAAAAUGAGACUAAUCCCGAAAUAAUACAACAAAAAUCAUUGCAAAGAUUACAAGAAAUGGAUGAUAAAGAACAAAAGAAAGUUCUUAAAAAGAUGAUGGAGAUUUAUCAAGAAAAUGCUCCUGCUUUUUUGAACGCAGCGGAUUCAAGACCCGUCCAGUGUGGGUUCGAGUCCCACUUUGGUAUAACAAAAGCGGGUGUUAAAAAUGACACUCUCACCGCCAAGGAAAUAAAUCAACUUAUUGAUGUCGAUGUUUUGAUAAAAACACACCUUAAAAUGGGAAAUAUUUGGGCGGUUAUGGCGGGUUUGGAAUUUAUAAAGGUAGCAGGCGUUCCAGAAAGCGAAAGAAAUAAAACUUUUACUGAAAUAGGUGGUCGAGUAUUUAAUGACGAGCCAAUGGACUUAACUUCUCUCCACGAGCGAGAAAAAAAUAUUAAAGGGAAGGAGAGAGAAUUUUUCCCAAAGAAAAUGAUGAAGAUAGCAAACAGGAUAUUGAAAAAGAUAAAGAAUGAUAUUUUGUUCUCGUGGACCGAACAGCAAGAGUAG